Penicillium waksmanii is the source of this 441-nucleotide messenger RNA. RefSeq names its product Transposable element tc3 transposase. Gene Ontology annotation, molecular function: nucleic acid binding. Lineage: Eukaryota; Fungi; Ascomycota; Eurotiomycetes; Eurotiales; Aspergillaceae. Bases 1 to 441 code for a protein of 146 amino acids. The transcript has 3 exons. The record is from RefSeq and is a predicted model, not a curated record.
AUGCUAGUGUUUACCGUAUCGCGUCGGCGAUCCUUCAUCAGAGCAUGGUGGUUUAAUCGAUUCGUUAUUGAAGAAUUAUACCGUCGAAUCUUAUUAACCUUACUGCCUACUGGAGAUGGUACUUUUAUGCCCGAUAAUGCACCCACGUAUACUGCAUACUUUGUACGCGAUGCAUUAGAAGAGAUCAAGAUCGAGGUUAUGAUCUGGCCACCUUAUUCGCCUGAUGCAAACCCAAUUGAGAACUUCUGGGAUCUUUUGGAGGCAUAUAUUUAUAAGAUUCGACCUGAUCUUACGCAUAUGAAGAAUAACGAUGAGACUAAGCGGAUUUUACACAAAUUGCACGGCAAAUAUCGAUAUGCACCAUCUGAAACACCUUUGAGACUAUUGCCACAUCGCAUGCAAGCAAUUAUCGAACCAGAAGGGUGGUACAUGCCCUACUAG